Toxotes jaculatrix (banded archerfish) is the source of this 3955-nucleotide messenger RNA. RefSeq names its product phosphatidate phosphatase LPIN2-like. Gene Ontology annotation, cellular component: endoplasmic reticulum membrane; cytosol; nucleus. Gene Ontology annotation, biological process: positive regulation of transcription by RNA polymerase II; fatty acid catabolic process; cellular response to insulin stimulus. Gene Ontology annotation, molecular function: transcription coactivator activity; phosphatidate phosphatase activity. Lineage: Eukaryota; Metazoa; Chordata; Actinopteri; Toxotidae. The record is from RefSeq and is a predicted model, not a curated record. The transcript is spliced from 20 exons. Bases 84 to 2939 code for a protein of 951 amino acids.
GCGGAGACUGCAGACUACCGGUGCAGGAGCGGAGGUGAGACUACCUGCCGGUGAGCCUCUACUCCAGCGGGUAGGUGGACACCAUGAACUACGUGGGGCAGCUGGCCGGCCAGGUGCUGGUGACAGUAAAGGAGCUGUAUAAGGGGAUCAAUCAGGCCACUCUGUCAGGCUGCAUCGACGUGAUCGUGGUCCGACAGCCUGACGGGACGUUCCAGUGCUCCCCUUUCCACGUUCGCUUCGGGAAACUCGGGGUGCUGCGCUCCAGGGAGAAAGUAAUUGAUAUAGAAAUCAAUGGGGAACCUGUGGAGCUACACAUGAAGCUUGGAGACAAUGGAGAGGCCUUUUUUGUCCAGGAGACAGAGCAGCACAAUGAAAUCGUCCCAGCCCACCUGGUGACCUCGCCCAUCCCCACAGAAGAGGCUCUGUUCAGGAGUAGAGAGCCCAGGUGUGGGGGAUCAGUGGCAGAGACCAGUCCCCCUCUGAGUGCAGAAGACCCGGCUGCUGCAAGCACCCAGCCCUGCUCUAACUCAGCCGGUAAGAAGAAGAAGAGACGCAGGAGGAAGCACAAAGCUGAGCCACGCAAGGAGGAGCAAACAGCCACACCUGCAGGCGGGGAGCUGGAGCUGUGUGAGCUCAGUUCAGAUGAGGAGCACAAUGCACACAAUGGACGGGCAUCCUCACUCUCCAUGAUGAACAACAACAUGGACCACAGGCAACACUCCCCCCUCACCGCCCUCGAGUGGGACAGCUACCCUUUCUCCGACGGAGACUGGUCUCCCUGCACUACCAGGGAGAUGUCCGAGCCCAUGUCACCCAAGAGUGACUCAGAGCUGAUGGUGAAGCCGGCAGAGAGCAUGCUCAGGGCCGAGGCCCACAUGCAGUGGACAUGGGGGGAGUUUCCGGAAUCUACCAGGGUCAACAAAAAGGACAAACCAGAGCCAAAGAUGUUGACGAUUACUCCCUCAGAGAACACGCAUUUCAGGGUUAUCUUAAGCUCAGAGGCGAUGGAGGAAGAGUCCAGGGAAGGAGAGAGGGACACAGAUCCGAUCUGCAGCAUUGUUAAACCAGAGCCUCGGACCAUAAAAGCUGUUCAGCGCAGCUGUAAACCACAGCCCCCUGAAGCUCUGUCACAUGACACAAACAUUACUGAGCACAAACCGGACCUUUCAAAUUCAGCGUGCAGCAGUUUUACUUCUGAGCCAUGUGCCAGAAACUCAGACCUUAACCCAAAAAUCCUGCGUAAGCCCAGGUGGACGUCUUCGCCACCCAGCCGCAGGGCCAGCGGCUCUGCUGCCAGCGGAGGCAGUAACAUGGCUGGAGACUCUGCAGCUGUCUGUGCCGACACAGGGGCCUCCGCCAAACCACCCACAGACUCCCCCGCUGAACGGAGAGGUGUGAGGAAGAGGAGCCAGCAUCAGGGACCUGAAGAUAUUUACCUGGAUGAUCUGAGUGCACUGGAACCUGAUGUUGUUGCUCGGUACUUCCCAAAAAGUGAGUCUGAGCAGGUUCCGAAACACUGGGUGGAGAUGGGGCGGCGCUCUGGAUCCCAGUCACCACAGUCAGUGGGCAGCGCAGCAGCAGACAGUGGUACUGAGUGUCUGUCUGACUCUGCUGGUGACCUCCCCGACGUCACGCUGUCGCUGUGUGGAGGCGUUGGUGAGAACUCCGAGAUCUCCAAAGAAAAAUUCAUGGAGCACAUCAUCACCUACAACGAGUUCGCAGAGAAUCCAGCGAUUAUUGACAAUCCAAAUUUGGUGGUUAGAAUUGCAAACAGGUAUUACAACUGGACACUGGCAGCACCGCUGAUACUCAGUAUGCAGGCUUUUCAGAAGAACUUGCCAAAGGCUACAGAGGAGGCCUGGGUGAAGGAGAAAAUGCCAAAAAAAUCUGGACGCUGGUGGUUCUGGAGAAAGAGCAGCGUGAAGCAGUCAUCAUCCGAGACCAAGUUAGAGAGGCAGGAGUCCCUGACCAGAGAGAGCCCUGCCCUCCACCAGGCCCCAGAAACACAACUUCGUUCUCUCUCUUGCAGGCACAAAGCAGCAGAGUGGUCCAGCGACGACGAGACCAAAGAGCUGAACGCUGCUGCACCCGCCCUGACACCUAUUGAGCGUGUGCAGACAGAAGGCCCGGUACCCGCACCCUGUCACUCCUACAGGAAAUCCCUCCGCCUGUCCUCUGACCAGAUAGCCAGCCUGAAGCUGAGAGAGGGGCCUAACGAUGUCACCUUCAGCAUAACCACCCAGUACCAGGGGACGUGUCGCUGCGAGGGCACCAUCUACCUGUGGAACUGGGACGACAAGGUUAUAAUCUCUGACAUCGAUGGCACCAUCACCAAAUCAGAUGUGUUUGGACAGAUUCUGCCUCAGCUCGGUAAAGACUGGACACAUCAAGGAAUCGCCAAGCUUUACCACUCAGUGCACGAAAACGGUUACAAGUUCCUGUACUGUUCGGCCCGAGCGAUCGGCAUGGCUGACAUGACGCGAGGAUAUCUGCACUGGGUGAACGACAGGGGGACUCUCCUGCCUCAAGGUCCCCUCAUGCUGUCCCCUAGUAGCCUCUUUUCUGCCUUCCACAGAGAGAUCAUAGAAAAAAAGCCUGAGAAGUUCAAGAUCGAAUGCCUCACAGACAUCAAGAACCUGUUCCUCCCAAACACACAUCCCUUCUACGCUGCCUUUGGAAACAGAGAAAGUGAUGUCUUUGCCUACAAGCAAGUGGGUGUGCCUGUGUGCCGGAUAUUCACAGUGAAUCCCAAAGGGGAGUUAAUCCUCGAGCAAGCCAAAGGCAAUAAAACAUCUUAUAGCCGACUGAGUGAGCUGGUGGAGCAUGUUUUUCCUUUACGAAGCUCACAACACAACGCCACCUUCAGCUGCCCGGAGUUCAGCUCCUUCUGCUACUGGAGACAGCCGAUCGCUGAGGUGUGUUUUGAGGAGCUGCUUUAACUCAGACUGACAUUAGUGUUUUAAAUUAAUUACUUGAAAUCAACUUAACUCAGAGCAGUAAUUUAUUUCAUGUCUAUAUGCACUGGCUUAAUACUGAUACAAAUUCAGUAGAUAUAUUAGUUUUAUAUCGUCCUCGGCACAUUCCAGUUUAGAGAAAACGUUUGGAAUAUUAAAAUAUUCUAAGGUUUUUAUGUGAAACGUAAUUUCUUUCAGGGUUUACUCCUGUUAUGGAGAGUAUUUUCUUUACUUGAGCUACACAGUAAAGAGGUGUGUUUGAAGGCUUUGUCAGAUUUUGGGACAUAUGAAAGAUCAGUUGUUUCAUCACAAAAUCCCUUAAGCGUAAAAAUACUGACUGUAGUGCACAAGUUCUGCCUGAAACAUACAGUACAUGGUGAAUUUGGAAAAACUAUGUAUUUCCCUUUUAAGGCCUUAUUUGCUCUGUAACGGUGUUAUUUAAUGUAUAGAAAUCUUAUAUAUUUGCUCCAAAGCUUAAGGAUUUUGCACUGUUAUGUUAAAGAUAAAAAUGUAAAACAUUUGUUCAUAUAUAUAAUAACUGCAUUACUAUAAUUUAGGAGAAAAAAACACUUUCUAAACUGUAGAUACUGCUGCUUUUUGGUAUUUUUUUUUCUAGUAUUUUUCCAAAAUCUAGAUUCAGUUAGACUGAAAGUAGAAAUCCUUGAUGAAUUUUGAGACUAAAGACUAUUAAUGUUAUGUGUUAUUAAUGUUAUGCCUCUUUUUAAAAAAAAAAAAUAUUUUCCUUCUCUGUAACAGCUGUCAGUAAAAUUUAAACGCAUUCUUUCUAUGAAAGUGAUAAACUUUGUGUGACGAGGACACACUGUAUUUUCUUAGUUGUCAAAUUUCACUUUUCAAUGAAGAACUUUUGCUGCUGCUUCAGGUGUUUUGUGUAGGUUGUUGUGAUUACAACUGUUUGAUCAGCUUUCUAUUUGUUAGACAGUGAGAGAGGUCAUCUCCGAACAUGACUUAUGUAAGGUCAUUUUUAUAGUGAGUCAACAUUU